This is a messenger RNA of Puccinia triticina, 354 nucleotides long. RefSeq lists its product as uncharacterized. The record is from RefSeq and is a predicted model, not a curated record. NCBI's taxonomy places the organism in Eukaryota, Fungi, Basidiomycota, Pucciniomycetes, Pucciniales, Pucciniaceae. The coding region runs from base 1 to 354 and encodes 117 amino acids. The transcript is spliced from 2 exons.
AUGCACCCGCCGGAUCCCACCACCGGCCUCCACCCCGCCGGCUGCUCCUCACCAGCGCGCCAGCAGCUCGAGCCCGACAGCCACUGGAUACCCGCCCACAAUGUAUUCGCCGCCCGGGCCGCCCCGCUCCUGCUCCCGGCCCUCGACCGGCUUAUCAUCCGGCACACCGACCCGGCCACAACCGGCCGGCUCUCCGAUCCCUCGGCCCACCCGCCGCUCAGCCCCCACGAACUCAAGACAUGGCUCAAGUUCGCCCAGUCCAAACAGCCACCUCGCAGCUUGAAAGCGUGGAUGAUGGCCGGGGAUGACCAAUCACCAAAAACUCCAACAACAGCAGUGUUAAUCCAGCCUUAG